CACACUCAGUGAAGACUAGACUCGAAGAGAGGCGUCCCGACAGUGUUGUGUUUUUUGCCUUUUUUUUUUGGGCAGUCAUCGUAUGAGUCUUUUUCUAUUUGUUUUCUGCUCUAUCCUGAGCGAUUGCAAAAUCCCUUUUAAAAAGUGAUCAAACCCAUCGGGGGAAUAUGCAUCAAAAGAUGUACUUGAGAGCAGUGGUGUUGUUCCUUUUGACAUGGAUUGCAGCUGCUGCCUAUCAGCCUCAGAAGCAGCUAAAAUCUGCGAAAGCCUCUGGGUCCUCUGUGAUUUUCCCCGUCUCUGGAAAUGUUUAUCCUAAAGGGUACUAUCAUGUGACAAUAAACGUCGGCCAACCUCCUAAACCUUACUUUUUGGAUAUAGAUACUGGCAGUGACCUCACUUGGCUACAGUGUGAUGCACCUUGCACGAAAUGCACACCAGCCCCUCACAGUCUUUACAAACCGAAAAGAAACCUUAUCAUGUGUCAGGAUCCUUUAUGUGCCUCCCUUCAUGGGCCCGGAAUCCAUGAUUGUCAUGCGUCACAGGAGCAAUGUGAUUAUGAGGUUGAUUACGCUGACCAUGGUUCGUCUUUAGGUGUUCUGGUCAAGGACUCGUUUCCUCUUAAAUUUACCAAUGGUAGUGUGGUAGCUCCACUGCUAGCAUUUGGAUGUGGGUACAAUCAAGAAGUUCCAGAUUCAGCUCAUCUACCUUAUGUUGAUGGUGUCCUUGGCCUUGGCAUUGGAAAAUCAAGCAUUUUAGCGCAGCUGCGAGAUAUGGGCCUGACACGGAAUAUAGUCGGCCACUGUUUAAGUGGAAAGGGUGGAGGGUUCCUUUUCUUUGGAGACGAUUUUCUCCCUAAGUCAGGGAUUGUAUGGAAGCCUAUAUUGAGCCAAUCGAAAUACUACUCCUUAGGACCAGCCGACCUCCAAUUUGGUGGUCAAGCUACUAAUGUUAAAGGCCUCCCAAUAGUCUUUGAUAGUGGAAGCACUUACACCUACUUCAGCUCUCAAGCAUACAAAGGCCUAGUGUCUCUGAUAAAAGGGGACUUAAAUGGGAAGCAACUGAAAGAUGCAGUGGAGGACAGAAGCCUUCCUGUGUGCUGGAAAGGUGCUAAACCCUUCAAAUCCAUUCGUGAUGUGGUUAACUACUUCAAGCCUUUGGUAUUGAACUUCACAAACGCUAAGAACAUUCAUCUUCAGCUGCGCCCAGAAUCUUAUCUUAUCGUCACGGAACAUGGCAAUGUCUGCUUAGGCAUCUUGGACGGUGGCGAGGUUGGACUAGGAAAUAUCAAUGUGAUAGGAGACAUUUCCCUGCAAGAUAGACUGGUGAUCUACGACAAUGAGAGACAGCAGAUCGGAUGGGCUCCAGCAAACUGCGACAGGCUUCCAAACACGGAUGGUGAUAUUUGUCUGCCUUAUGCUGCCAAUGAUGGUAUGUUGGAACAAGUAUGGCAUGCAAGUUUUGGUUUCUGGAGGAGGCAAGGCAGAAAGUAAAAGCAGCAAUAAUGCCUAAUUCAGUAGCAUAGCAUAUAUGUAAUUCUGUGCUGUUGUAAGAUUUAGUAUAUAAUACAUGGGAAUGUUUUGCACAUAGUGGUGAAUAUUGAGGGCAUUAUUCCAAACAUAUUAUCUUUGUGUUGUUGGAUAUCA
Molecule: messenger RNA, 1643 nt
Organism: Sesamum indicum (sesame)
Lineage: Eukaryota; Viridiplantae; Streptophyta; Magnoliopsida; Lamiales; Pedaliaceae
Product: aspartic proteinase Asp1
Biological process (GO): proteolysis
Molecular function (GO): aspartic-type endopeptidase activity
Source: RefSeq, a predicted model, not a curated record